Molecule: messenger RNA, 3216 nt
Organism: Neoarius graeffei (lesser salmon catfish)
Lineage: Eukaryota; Metazoa; Chordata; Actinopteri; Siluriformes; Ariidae
Exons: 9
Coding region: 307-3216 (969 amino acids)
Biological process (GO): attachment of spindle microtubules to kinetochore; protein localization to kinetochore; cell division
Cellular component (GO): nucleus
Source: RefSeq, a predicted model, not a curated record
GCGGUUCUGUUCAAAUUUCAAGUGGAAGAAAUGUUAACGGAUGGGAGGGAAAGCACACAGAGAGUCGCGGUAAUAUCUGAAGAGGAGUAGGUUAUGUGUAUUUAGGUGAUGUUAAAUGUUAAGGCUGAAGAGGAUAAAGCCAGGCAGGUUGGCGGUGAGGUGUUUAUUCGGUGUUUGGGUCACUAACGGGCAGUCUGUCAGCGCUGGCUCUCACUGAACUCAUCAAUAAGGAGCUUGUGAAUAUAAUCGACGUUUGCUUCGAUAUACCGGUUUAUUCGCUAACUAUCCGCUGUUCUCCAGUCUUCAAUGGAGCAGAAAUUCGGGCUUGACCGAGAAGGAUCGUCUAAUAGAAGACGUUCAUCGAUUCUAAAAGCUCCUCGGCCAUCUAUGAAAGUGUUCGGAAAUGACCAGGAUGAAAACCAGGAGGAAACUAGAUCACUUGAAAAACGGCGAAGUUCACGAAGAGUCAGUUUUGCCACUACAAAUAACAUUCACGUCUUCCCAAAAGAUGUAAAAGCUGAUCCUGUAUUGUCCCCUAUCCAAAAUGUGACACAUGGAGCCAGUGGCGGACAGAAUGAGAAGACGCACUGUUUUGAUACCAGUGGAAAACAUAAAAUUAUGGGAUUGAACACCAUGCUAACCACACCCAUUCAUUUUGCACUAAACAAGGAGAAUUUCUUCCCUGAACCAACUUUGCCAGUUGACUGUGGGGACAGAACUCUGUUACUUGGGGAGAACACUGGGUACAUGGACAUGACUUGCAGUCAAACAAUUGCAAUUGAAACAGAGGAUGUGUUUAAUCCAGAAUAUAACUUGAACAUGUACAAUGUUGGUGAACCUCACAAGCUCAAGAGUCAGAAUGGUAUGCCCUGUAAAACCUUUGGCACCAUGGAAAAAGAUGUGAUGCAUUCAGAAUUUAAUGACUUUCUUUCUCGUUUAUCAAAGACAAGUUCUGAAAAUGUUUCACCUUUGCUUCCAAAUUCUUUGGAAAAUAUAAGUAACGCAAAAACGGACAAGGAGAACGUUCUACCGACUUGUUUGAAUGAGCUUGCACUUCCUAAGAGGGGUUGCAUGGACAUGACCACUAGUCACACUGUCGUCAUUGAAGAGGCUUUUCAGCGUUUUCCUUAUUCUGCAGGUGGAAAUUGUAGAACCAAAAAUACAGAGUCCUCUUCAAAUGAUUUAGAUGACAUGGAGCUCACUUGUAGUCAAACUGCCACCAUCAACUUGAAAUGCAUGGAAAAUGUAAAUCGCAGUAUGUCCUAUGUGCAGCCAAAGAAAUGCAAGUUUGUCCGUACUGACCCCAUUGAAAUGAUGACGGACGUUUUGGAUGUAUAUGUUCAAGAGCCGUUAUCUGAACAAAACCGAGCUGAUCACCUUCAGAGUAUCGCCUCGUUUGCGCCAGUGGCGGAUUCUGAUGAUAUGGAAGUAACACGAUCACAAACUGUUGUCCUUGAGACCAAAUAUGGGGGAGAACCUUUUUCCAGAAGUCGUGUUUUAUCUCUUGUAUCUUCCAUUACUGGCGAGUCUAACAGAAUAAUGAUGAAUACAACACAGACAGGAAAUAUAACUUCAGGUGCCCUUGCAGCCACCGAAACUGGAGAGUGUAAAAGAAACACGACUCUGGCGACACAAACUGUGUUUCAUAAUGAUCAGAGCGACUUUAUGGAAUUGACUUGCCAAGCAUCAACUGGGGCUUUGUCUCCUAAUCUAGAUGACUCGAUGUUAACGGGAUGCGGUAAUCUGGCCGCAGACUUGAAACCUAUUUCAACAACAAAUGUAAUGUCAAAACCACAAGCAUCUUUCAUGCUACCACCAUCAGUCUCUCCAGAAGUCAAAAGGGCUCAUCGGUUUAAAAGUGAAAGUUCAGUCUCUCACAUGGUGGUUGAUAUGGAAAUGACACAGUGUCACACAGUAGGUGGUGAUCUGGAAAAAACGUGUCCUACAGUGUGUGAUGAUAUGGAAAUGACCCAAUGUCAGACAGUUGUCCUUGAGGCCAAAAGCUGUGAUGGCUACAAAUCGCUUGCGUCAACAUCUUUUGGAACUAAAGGUAUGACCCAUGAACACACUGCAUCUUCUAAGAGAACGAAGCCUGAGAACUGUGUAGAACCUACAGCACAGAAGCUUCUUCUCCAGGAUCUGUCUGACUGCAUGGAAAUGCAUCAGAGCACUGCUUCUGACAUGUCUGUUGUACAUGAUAUGGAACUGACCGGAUGCAAGACUAUUACCAUUGACACAAAAACCGCCUUGGUAACACAUCCUUCAAUCGUGGCACCAAGCACACAAGGUGUGUCGUCAUCUAGACCUGCCGUAGACGAAAUGAAGAGGUCUGGAGCAAUCCUUGAACAACUUGGAACAGUUCUUGCCUCACAAGCUGUAGAGUGCAAAUCUUCAACUUCACUAAUGGAUUUGGAUACUGGAAAUCUUGUCGAUGGCCACAAAAUGGCUGAGUUGGCCAGACAUCAGAUAGCUGAAACAAAAACUUCAGGUGCCCUUGCAGCCACCGAAACUGGAGAGUGUAAAAGAAACACGACUCUGGCGACACAUACUGUGUUUCAUAAUGAUCAGAGCGACUUUAUGGAAUUGACAUGCCAAGCAUCAACUGGGGCUUUGUCUCCUAAUCUAGAUGACUCGAUGUUAACGGGAUGCGGUAAUCUGGCCGCAGACUUGAAACCUAUUUCAACAACAAAUGUAAAGUCAAAACCACAAGCAUCUUUCAUGCUACCACCAUCAGUCUCUCCAAAAGUCAAAAGGACUCAUCGGUUUAAAAGUGAAAGUUCAGUCUCUCACAUGGUGGUCGAUAUGGAAAUGACACAGUGUCACACAGUAGGUGGUGAUCUGGAAAAAACAUGUCCUACAGUGUGUGAUGAUAUGGAAAUGACCCAAUGUCAGACAGUUGUCCUUGAGACCAAAAGCUGUGAUGGCUACAAAUCGCUUGCAUCAACAUCUUUUAGAACUAAAGGUAUGACCCAUGAACACACUGCAUCUUCUAAGAGAACGAAGCCUGAGAACUGUGUAGAACCUACAGCACAGAAGCUUCUUCUCCAGGAUCUGUCUGACUGCAUGGAAAUGCAUCAGAGCACUGCUUCUGACAUGUCUGUUGUACAUGAUAUGGAACUGACCGGAUGCAAGACUAUUACCAUUGACACAAAAACCGCCUUGGUAACAAGUCCUUCAAUCGUGGCACCCAAGCACACAAGGUGUGUCGUCAUCUAG